Xenia sp. Carnegie-2017 is the source of this 1395-nucleotide messenger RNA. Its product is annotated as ADP-ribosylation factor 1-like 2. Gene Ontology annotation, biological process: vesicle-mediated transport; intracellular protein transport. NCBI's taxonomy places the organism in Eukaryota, Metazoa, Cnidaria, Anthozoa, Malacalcyonacea, Xeniidae. The record is from RefSeq and is a predicted model, not a curated record. The coding region runs from base 708 to 1256 and encodes 182 amino acids. Gene Ontology annotation, cellular component: cytoplasm; plasma membrane. Gene Ontology annotation, molecular function: GTPase activity; GTP binding. The transcript has a single exon.
CCAGUAUUGGAUCAAAUGUCACUCAUGUCAUGUAACCCGGAUCAAUUCUUUCUAUUGACUGGAUGGAUAGUAAUAAAAAGCAAUGGUUUCAACUGGACAGUAAAUGAAACGUUAAUUUCAAAAAUCUAGGAUGGAUAAAAUAGCCACCUAACUCAAACGCUUGAGAAAGCCGCAUAUUUAAUAAUGCUAUUCGUAUCAGACGUCACAGAUUCAUGUGCGCAACAUAUACAGCCAGCCUAUCGCAAAAGAGUUAUCGCACGCGGGGAAGUCAGUGAAAAGAUCUUUUCAAGUAGGGCUAAGAAGGAAGGCGUACCGAUCUUAGAACCUUGACAUUCCCAGUGUGACAAGAUGAAGAACCUCAAUUACGUUUGUCCUAUUUACCUCAGUUCAAAACGUUAAACUAAUAUUGCUAAUUAUUGCGAAAUUGCAAAGAGUGUAAAAGCAACUCAGUUUCUAAUAGUUAGGUUAUGUUGGGCGAAAAUUCGACAGCUCAAACGCCGUAUUACAUUAUCAAUCGGUCAUUCGACAAAAAUAAAUGUUUUUCCUCGCUUCGCUGACUUGUACCAGCUAUUUGACGGGUUGAAAAAAACUUUCUUAGUUAUCUCACUCCGUACCAAUAACUAAUUUAUUAUUGCCAUUUCAGAGUUUGACUUAAAUUAUUUCAUUGAAGAUGUCUCGAUUCCAUCAAUAAUGUAAAGAACUGUAGGAUGGGAAAUGCUCUAAUUUGUUUGUUCAAACGUUGGUUUGGCAAGCAUGAUCUUCGUCUGUUGAUGGUUGGCCUCGAUGCUGCAGGGAAAACAACAAUUUUAUAUCAACUUAAAUUAAAUGAACCGAUUUCUAAUACGAUGCCAACAAUUGGUUUCAACGUGGAAAGUGUUGAAUACAAGAACAUUAAUUUUACAGUGUGGGAUAUUGGAGGUCAAGACAAAAUAAGAAAAUUAUGGCGUUUAUACUUUCAAAAGACAGAAGGACUAAUAUUCGUCGUGGAUAGUAAUGAUAGAGACAGAAUUGAAGAAGCUAAAUCUGAACUUUUUCAUUUAAUAAAAGAAGAGGAUUUGCGUCAAUGCGUGAUAUUAGUUUUUGCCAACAAACAAGAUCUUCCAUUAGCAAUGGGUACAACACAGUUAGCAAAAAGACUAGGCCUGCACACUUUGUGUGGCAGGAAAUGGUACAUUCAAGCGACAUGUGCCACAAAAGGUACAGGAAUUUACGAAGGAUUAGAUUGGUUAUCAAAGCAAAUACACAGCCGAAAUUAAUAAAAACAUUAACAUUGCCAAGGUGUACCACGUAUGUACAAGAUGUAGGAUUAAAAAUAAAAGAUGUGUCAAUCAAUGGCAUGACAAAAAUGUAGAUAUUAUCAUGUAAACAUCGAGUUAAAUCACAUUACUGCAAUAA